Messenger RNA from Antrostomus carolinensis (chuck-will's-widow), 1659 nucleotides. It is a transcript of the gene RSPO3, whose product is annotated as R-spondin 3. The coding region runs from base 1 to 801 and encodes 266 amino acids. The transcript is spliced from 5 exons. The record is from RefSeq and is a predicted model, not a curated record. Lineage: Eukaryota; Metazoa; Chordata; Aves; Caprimulgiformes; Caprimulgidae.
AUGCCGUUUAUUGUCACAGUAGUGGUGUGUCCUGGUGGUAAAAACACUUUUCUCCAGGUUGUUCUACAAAUGCAUCCUAACGUGAGCCAGGGUUGCCAAGGAGGGUGUGCUACAUGUUCUGACUACAACGGAUGCCUGUCAUGUAAGCCCAGGCUCUUUUUUGUUCUGGAGAGGAUUGGCAUGAAGCAGAUCGGAGUAUGUCUUUCCUCGUGUCCCAGCGGAUACUAUGGGACACGGUAUCCCGACAUUAAUAAGUGUGCAAAAUGUAAAGCUGACUGUGAUACCUGCUUCACCAGAAACUUCUGCACAAAGUGUAAAAGUGGGUUUUACUUAUACAGUGGAAAGUGCCUUGAAAAGUGCCCUGAUGGGCUGGAAGCCAACAAUCACACAAUGGAGUGCACUAGCAUUGUGCACUGUGAAGCUAGUGAGUGGAGUCCAUGGAGCCCUUGCACAAAGAAAGGAAAAACAUGUGGUUUCAAAAGAGGAAAUGAAGUAAGGGUCAGAGAGAUCGUACAGCAUCCAUCAGCAAGGGGCAAUCCUUGCCCAGCUACAAGCGAGAGCAGAAAAUGUAUUGUACAAAGAAAGAGAUGUCAGAAGGAAGGAAAAGGGAAAAAAAAUAGGGAGGAGAAAAGAAAAAAGUCCGACAAAGAGGAAAGCAAGGAGACAAGACAGGAAAGCAAAGGGCGAGCAGCCCGAAGACAAAACCGAGAACAGAGGGAAAACAACAACAAAACGCAGCCGAAGAAAAAAAAAGCCCCUAAUAAAGAACUGAACCUGGCACCCGUCGACACUGCACAUUAACAGCCCUCCAUGAUUGUUUAAGUCUUAUGAUGCUGCUAUCUCUACCAGAUCGCCCUGACAGGUGCUCCAACUGAUCAGGCUGCAAAUGGACAAUGCUACCAGUUAUUAUUAAACUUUAAACAACAUUCCAAAUACUUCCUAUACUCUCCAAGCAACCAUAGUUUAUUAAAGAGAUUGACAUGAGCCAAGGGAAAAAAAAAUCUAAAAAUGGGAUACUUUAAAACUGUUAUAUUAUAUGCUUCCAUGCAUCUGUAAAAGGCAAUUAAGAAAUUUUGUAUAUAUUAAUAAUAGGGUAUAAAAUAUAGCAAUAUAAUAAUGAAUGACAUUCAGAUGAACAAUGUUCUUUUUCUUUGUAAAAUAUUUUUCAAGUUAUUGUUUAAGUAUGAGGCAAGAGAUAUGUCUAAAUCAAGACACAAAUCGUAUCUCUUCAUAUAUUGUACAUAAAUAUUAAGAGAAGGAGGAAAACGUUUCCGAAGAGCCAGUAGGAACCCAAGGUUUUAUAACCUCUGGUGGAGUAAGGUGGGAUUGCCCUGUGGUUCCCUGGUUCAUGCUCCAGACAUGGGUCAGAAACACCAGGGGAGAGCCCACAGGGCUUCACAAGCUGAGGGAAAAGAAGCAGAAGCAUCUGCAGCUUUGAAGACUGAAUUCCUGAGGCAGAAGGCGACACAGUUGAGCUUGAACACUGCUCUGGUCUGUGGGACAACACAAUGUUUUCUGGUCUAAACAGUGGUACCGUGUGUGCUGUUUUAUGCUUUUUAUACCUACGUGUAACUUAAGUCUACAUUUCAAAUCUUCCAGUGAAUGACAAAUCGUAUUUGUAGGAGACAAUGUUGAGUUAAUAAAAAACAGAAAAGUAGA